Molecule: messenger RNA, 9080 nt
Organism: Malania oleifera
Lineage: Eukaryota; Viridiplantae; Streptophyta; Magnoliopsida; Santalales; Ximeniaceae
Product: methyl-CpG-binding domain-containing protein 9
Exons: 10
Coding region: 1598-8338 (2246 amino acids)
Cellular component (GO): nucleus
Molecular function (GO): DNA binding; protein binding
Source: RefSeq, a predicted model, not a curated record
UCUCUCUCUCUCUCUCUCUCUCUCGUAAUUUUGCAUUUUUUACUAGGAUAAAUUUAAUUAAAAAAGUAUCUCCACUAUUCAUUGUUCUAGAUUAACUGCCCCUUAUUAUUAUUAUUAUUAUUAUUAUUAUUAUUAUUAUUAUUAUGAUUAUUUAAUAGUAAUUUUAAAAAUAGAUAGUAAUAGCAAUUGUUAAUAUUAUUAAAAGAAUUAAUAUUUUUUUUAUUAUUUUAUUUCUUAAUUCAUUGAAGACUCACAUUAGACAUGGGCUACUCUAUAAAUGGUAACUUAUCUCACAUCCAUACUCCUUCUCACUUUUUUAAUUGUAAUUAAAUAAUCAUUCUAAUAAAAAUUUCCAAAUGUUUUUUUUAGCAAUUUUACUAAGAAUAAAUUGUCAUGAUUUUAUUAUUUUCUCAUUUUGCUUACACAUGCUUUAUUACAAUCUUACGUUGAUAGAUUCUCAUAUUUUUUUUUUUUUUGAAUUUCUACUUCAAUCCUGAUAGUCAUCAAUAUCACAAAAAUAUUAACUUGCAAAUUUAUUUUUGAAUUGUGGACAAAUUUGUCAUUUUAGUAGCUACAUGUUUGUUUUUCAAAAGUAACAGAUGCAUCCAUUCUCAGUGUGAAACGACUGGAUUUGCAUGUGCUUAUCUCGUGUCCACUUACAAAACGGACAAGCCUCUAGUUUUAGUGCGAAACCGCUGUAUUUGCAUGCAGUCUUCGUGUACGACUAUAACAAAAUAGAAAUUUUUCACUCGACACCUGUGCUUGCAUGCAACCGUCCAUUUAGAAGAGCUGUACAUCACGUUUGUGGCCCUGACUUGCUUUUUCAAAAAUCAGAUGCAUGCACUGAAUACUUAUUAUGUUGAGAAUGUAUUUAAAAAUCACGAUUUAUUUUUAAAAAGAAUCAAUUAAUUCUAUUUUUUUUAAAUGAAAUAGUUCACUAAUUUUUGGUUACACACUUCAACAAAUACACCUUCAAUCCCUCUUCCUAUUGUAAACUCAAAGGCUUAAAAAGAGAAAAAGAAAGAGAGAGAGAAAAAAAAACCUUUAAUUGUAGAUGUAUAUUUUAUUUUUUAUUAUUUUUUUUAAAAGAAGAAAAAAAAAGAAAAGAAAAGAAAAAAGGGGGAAAGACUAGAGAGAGUAAGUGAGAGUUAGAGAAGGUUGAAGCGGAAACAAAACAAAAACCAAAGCAACGCAGAACCUAGUUUGGUAGGUCCACAACGUCUACGGAUUAUCUCAAAACGCGAGUAUAAAUUGAACCCCAACGAGUAGACGCGCUCCCUGCAUCCCCAGUGCCCGCCUAUUUCCACUGUUCCCAACCCCCCUCUAACUCCCAGGGCUUUCCAUACGGUCCGAUUCUGGUCCCUUUCGACUCGACUCCUUUUCCCUCUUUCGAUUUCACUCUCUCCAAACCCAAUCCCCUCUCCCUCUUCUCUCUGUCUCUCUCCUCUACUUUCUCUCUCUAAAGCCUCGACUCUCUGAUCCAUCCAACACCGCCUCGACAUUUCUCAACAGCACUCUUUCGAGAAGAUCGAAGCUUGGAUUUUUGAAAUAUGUUACGCAGAAUUUCGCAGCCAAGAAUUGCGAAAUCACUGCAAGGAUGAUGGACCUCAACAACGCAGCAACCGAAUUUCCCGACGCCAAGCCGGAGGGCCGUUCCGGUCUUGGCAUCGAUCUCAAUGAGAUCCCCUCUGCUUCCUUGCUCGAAACCCUACCGUCUCCACGGGACGCCGUCACCGUCGUCCGCACUUUCCAUGACAGCGUUGCUCCCGCCACUGGAGCUCCGGCUGGAUUGCCUGGGGAGGGCGCCUACCAGGCGUGCGCCGCUUGCGGCCUGCCGGAGGCCAGGGGCAGCGUGGUGGUCUGCGACGGCUGCGAGCGCGGGUUUCACCUGCGCUGCGCGGGAAUGGGGGAGAGGCGGCUCAGUGUGCUCGAGGAGUGGGUUUGCGGCGAGUGCGUGAGGAACGGGGUUGGCAGUCAGCGUUGGCGGUUGGGCACUUCGUCCUCCUCAGCUUCCUCGGGCAGGAAGCAAAGCGGAGUUAGGCUACUAGACAUCAAUGCUCUGCCGCCAAGUGACGGCGAAGGUGAGGAGAGCGAGGAGUUUCAGGAUUCGAGAAAACAAACUCCUGGUGAUAAUUCCUUUGGUGGCGACUCAUUUGUUGUUCCGGCAACAUGCCCAAACUAUUUCUAUUCUGGCAAUGGAUUUGGCUUUCAAAAAUCACCUGCGAUUGUGACACGCACUGUCAAAUUGGGUUUUGAAGAUUUAUUACAUCAUAAACAGGCAAUUGGUAGAUGUUUAAAGGAGGUAGAUUUGGGAUUUCCAUUAGGAAAGCUUAGGAGUAGUAACAAUACACCAGUUCGAUUACCUCCAUCGAAUCCAAGUGAGAUUUUUUUGCAGGCUCUUCGAGAAUUUAUUUCUGAAAGGCAUGGUAUACUUGAAGAAGGUUGGCGUGUAGAAUUCAAGCAGUCCAUAAGCAGUUGUGAACUGUAUGCAGUUUACUGUGCUCCAGAUGGAAAGACAUUUGAGUCUAUGUCUGAAGUUGCUGGUUAUCUUGGGUUGGUGACUAAUUGCAAUUUUAUAGAUCCCGAAGUAAGAAGUGAUUGUUCUGCUCCGCUGCAAAAAAAGUUGCAUUUAGCUAAAAGAAGAAAAGCGGCAAGACAUUCAACUGCUAAUGGUUUCUCUGGAAAUAAGGGGAUUUUGGUAAGUGGUUUUCACAAGGAGCUUUUUUCAGGCAGUCAAAAUAUGGAAUUUCGUGCUAGUGCUUUUAGGAAUAAUGUACAAGCUGCUGAAGCUAGGAGAGAAGCAAAUGGUGGUGCUGAGUCUCAACCUUUCGCUAAUGGACUUCCCGUUCAGUUUGAAGAUUUCUAUAUUCUUUCCUUGGGGAAGGUUGAUGUGAGGCCACCUUAUCACAGUGUCAGCCAGAUCUGGCCCAUAGGUUAUAAAUCCUGUUGGCAUGACAAGGUUUCUGGGUCACUUUUUACAUGUGACGUGUUAGAUGGUGGUGAUUAUGGACCUGUUUUCAGGGUUAGUAGGUGUUCUUGCUCUGCACAGCCCAUCCCUGUUGGGUCAACUGUCCUCUUUAGGACCAACUUUGGCCAGUCUUAUGGUCAAUAUAAGGAAGAAUGUGAUGAAAUGACUUCUUUCAGUAUGGGUAGUGAUGAGGAUGGCAAUCUUCAAACAAUUCUCUUGGACCCUUGCCCACCUAUGGAAAAUGAUAUUUUAUCUUGUCUUGGGAGUGGCUUUAAUGAAACUUAUGGAUUUCAGGCAUCAAGCAGUUUGCAGCAUGAAAGAUCUGGAAAUGUUUUAUGUGAAAAUUUGGAGUUAGGAGAGGAGAUUGGUAAUUUUUCAUUGGAAGGGCAUUCGUCAUCCUCAGUGUGGAAAAUGGUGUCUCAGAAACUCAUUGAUGCUUGUCAAGAAGUCUAUAAGCGAACUGGAACUCUUAAGUUCUUCUGCAAGCAUUUGAAAAAUGGAAUAUCCUAUUCUUACGUGGAUAUUAUGGAUGAAAGGAGCAAAGUGACAUUUAAUUCAUUGGCCAAAUUUUGCAGUUCAUCAGGCUUGGUCAACAUCCCAUCUGUGGUUUACAAUGACCAUGGGUUUGCAAUUUUGUCCGAGGCACUGUCAAAAUGGCUGGACCAGGAUAGAUUUGGACUAGAUGCGGAAUUUGUGCAAGAAAUUAUAGAACAGAUCCCUGGUGUUGGUGCCUGUUCACAGUAUGAAUAUCUGAAUAAGCGAAGUCAUUAUUCUACAUCCGUAACAGUUGAAAAUGGGCUCCUAUUCUUUGAAGGGAGGGGUGGAGUGCAAGGUAAGGAUGAAGCAUGGGAUGGGUUACUUAGAGGAUGCAAAAGAGCAAAGGUGCAGAUGGUUGAAGAUACUCUGAUGGAUAAUCGUUGUCGUCCUCUGGGGAAACCUCUGUGUGUAAAGCUUCCUGAUAAGCUUGUUGGUGAUGUUCUUCAGGUAUGGGAGUUAUUAUGGCGUUUCCAUGAAAUUCUGGAAAUAGGGCCAUUGUCACGUGAUGAACUUGAGGAGGAACUUAUUAGCCCAUGGUUCGAUGACUUGAACCUUCCAGAGAAUUUUGAAAAGGAAAUGCAGGGAAAUAAUGACAUGAAUUCACGUGGAACUAAUGGUACAAGGGGAGACAUCCUAUCCUCAAGCCAUGAAGGUGGUUCAGGAAAUUGGAGGGAAAACCCACAUAUGUUCAUACAGAUGGAAACAGGAGCAAUGAAGGAAGCAGCCCAAGCUAGAUUUGCAUCUGCUACUUACAGCAGAUGCACUGGUGUAGCUUUGUCAAAAGCUCACACUGCAUUGCUAAAAGUGCUUGUUGGAGAGCUGCAGUCUAAGGUUGCUGCAAUUGUAGAUCCAAAUUUUGAUGUUGGAGAAUCAAAAUCAAAACGGGGAAGGAAGAAGGAUGCAGAUAGUUUGACUUCUAAAAGAAUGAAGCUAAGUAUGCUCCCUAUCAAUGAGUUGACUUGGCCAGAAUUAGCUCGGAGGUACAUCUUGGCAGUCCUAGGCAUGGAUUGUGACCUUGAAUCAGCAGAAGUUACUACUCGUGAAAGCAGAAAAGUGUAUCGCUGCCUGCGGGGUGAUGGUGGGGUGCUUUGUGGUUCGCUCGCUGGAGUGGCAGGAAUGGAAGCAGAUGCACUUUUUCUUGCAGAGGCUAUGAAGAAAAUUUAUGGUUCUUUGAAUGGAUUGACUGACCCUAUUAUUAUACGAGACAAAGAAUUAACUGGAGCUUCUGAAAGGAAUGUGGGUGAUGAUGGCAAUUUACCAGAAUGGGCAUCUACUCUGGAACCUGUCAGAAAGCUACCGACAAAUGUGGGAACCAGAAUCAGGAAGUGUGUACAUGCGGCUUUGGAGAAAAAUCCACCAGCAUGGGCGAGGAAAAUAUUGGAGCAUUCAAUCAGUAAGGAUGUUUACAAGGGGAAUGCAUCGGGCCCUACAAAGAAAGCUGUUCUUUCAGUGCUAGCAGAUGUCUCUGGUGAAGGUCCACAUCACAAAUCUGACAAGGAAAGGAAAAAGAAAAGUGUUUCUGUACAUGAUGUUAUUAUGAAACAAUGCCGUAUUGUGUUUCGUCGUGCUGCUGCUGCUGACAAUGCUAAAGUUUUCUGCAAUUUGCUUGGAAGAAAACUGAUGAACUCUGGUGACAAUGAUGAUGAGGGACUCCUUGGAUCUCCAGCAAUGGUAUCUCGCCCUUUGGAUUUUAGGACUAUUGAUUUGAGAUUGGCAGUUGGAGUCUAUGGUGGAUCACAAGAAGCUUUUCUUGAGGACGUUCGAGAGUUAUGGAGCAAUUUGCGCACAGCUUAUGGUGAUCUGCCAGAUUUGGUUGAAUUGGCUGAGACUUUGUCCCAAAAUUUUGAAGUAUUAUAUGAAAAGGAGGUUGCCACCCUAGUCCAGAAACUUGCUGAGUAUGCUAAAUCAGAAUGCUCUAGUGUGGAAAGAAAGAAAGAAAUAGAUGAUUUACUUGUUUCUUCAAGUGAAAUUCCUAAAGCCCCUUGGGAUGAAGGGGUCUGUAAAGUUUGUGGCAUAGAUAAAGAUGACGAGACUGUUCUAUUGUGUGAUACCUGUGAUGCUGAGUACCAUACUUAUUGCUUGAAUCCUCCUCUCAUAAGGAUUCCAGAAGGGAAUUGGUAUUGUCCUUCUUGUGAGGCUAGUAUGAGUACCGCUCAGGACUCAUCAGAACAUGCUCAAGUCAUUGAUCGACGUGGAGGGAAAAAACAUCAAGGAGAUGCUUGUCUUGCUCACUUGGAGGAACUUGCACAAUUAGCUGCUGUAAUGGAAGAAAAGGAGUAUUGGGAUUUUAGCAUUGAUGAGAGAACUUUGUUGCUGAAGUUUCUUUGUGAUGAGGUGCUGACUACAGCUCUUAUUCGUCAGCACCUUGAGCAGUGUGCAGAUAUGUCAGGUGAAGUGCAGCAGAAAUUGCGUACUACAUCAACAGAGUGGAAAAACCUUAAGGUUCGAGAGGAUAUUCUGGCCUCAAAGGCUGAAAAGGCUGACAACAGCUUGCAUAAUGUGGUAGGAGAAGUUAAAAGUGAGGAAGGACUUGCUAGUUCACUUGCAAACCAUAGUAAAUCUAUGGGUAAUAAUGUUAGCAUCUUUUCUGAUGAUUUGCCACAACCUGGGGGUGAUACAGAGGGAACUGAAUAUAAUGUUUUGGCUAAAAGAUCUUCUGUCAACUAUUCUGAUAAAGAUAGUACUUAUAACAUUCAAAUUCUGAAGCCUGAAGGUCAAGUAAAAGAUGGGAAUCAGUUGCCUAUGUCAAGUCUUCCAUGCAAAGAAAGCAACAACUCGGGUAGAGAAUCUACUUUCCAGUGUUCCAUGCAUGAAUAUGUGGAAAGGGAUGUUUCAACUUUGCCUGAGAUGGAUAACCAAGGAAUGUGCAUCCCUACAGAAACGAUGAGUCUCUCCUUGGACACUAGGAGCUCUGGUGUAACUGAUCAUGUGCCUUCUAGUGCUAUCACCGAGUCACAGGCUUACAACCUUGAGUUAAACUCCAUCAAGAAUGAUAUUUCACUUCUGCAGGAUUCAAUCGUCAACAUGGACUCACAGCUCGACAAGCUAUCAGUGCGGAGGGAGUUCUUAGGCAGCGACUCUGCUGGCCGAUUAUAUUGGGCUUCGGCAAAACCUGGUAGCCAUCCUUGUAUGAUUGUUGAUGAAAGUAUGACAGUGCUGCCAAGUGAGAAACUCAAAGAUCACAACACAGGCAAGAAAAGUUCUGUUUUGAGGGCUUCUACUUCAUUUGGUGGGGAUACUAUUUCAAAUUUAGGGUGUUCAAAAACUUCCUCUCCUUCUGCAUGUCGGCCGAAUGAUGCUACUCUUAAUUGUGCCCCAUGGACUUCUUAUCAGUCUGAUGCAGAAAUCAAAGAACUCCUUGAAUGGUUAAAAGAUAGCAAUCAAAAAGAGAGGGAACUGAAAGAGGCCAUUCUCAACUGGCAGAAGCAAAGAUUUCGAGAUUUUCAACAGUCUGCAAAUCAUGAUCAGAGCAAAACCAACGAUGCUCUCUCAGAAUCCUCAAACACUGUAAGUGCGAUACCUUCUAAUGGUCUUGUUACUACAGCAUCCGCAUUGAUGGAGAAGAAGUACGGUCCCUGCUUCGAUCCUGACCCUGUUGAGAUAUCAAAAAAACGGGGGAGAAAGGCAAAAGUAGCUCAUGAAGAGAAGAUGUACAGGUGCGAAUGCUUGGAACUCAUUUGGCCUUCUAGACCUCAUUGCCUGUCCUGCCACACAUCCUUUUUAAAUGAGGUGGAAAUAGAGGAACACAAUGAUGGUAAGUGUGUUUCAGUUCUACCAUCCUCUGAGAAGAGCAAGGAAUACGGUGAUCCUUUGAGAGGGAAGGGAAUUCUGAAAUCUGAUACCACACAGGAAGGGUGUAUGGGUGAAAUGAAUCCAGUUGAGGCAUCAAGAAGUGAGUGUUCUGAUCUUGCAGCGGUAAUUAAAUUUCAAGGUUACAGGUCAUCACCCUUGGCUAAUUUUGAUGAUGUUUGCUCUAAGUUUGUGACGAGCAAUUCUAACAAGGAAUUGGUACGGGAAAUUGGUCUUAUUGGUUCAAAUGGGAUUCCAUCAUUUGUCCCAUCUGUAUCGCCUUAUCUCAGUGAUUCUACGUUAAUGUUAAUUCGUCCGGAGAAAAAUGAUGGCAUUCCAGUUGAUUUCUCCAGGUCUGCUGAAAAAUCAAUCUUUUCUCAGGGGAACAGGGUUACUAUUAACGUAUGCCAUGAAAAUAAGUCUCACAAUUCUUCAAGAUGUAUGCCUGAUGAUGUGAAUGAAGCAUUUAAAGGUGACAGAUCAGGAUGCUUGGAACAAAAGCACGCAAAACCCUCUGUAAAUACCCAUGCUUCAAGACCUGAAGUUGGUAAUUGUUGUGUAGUCCCAGUGUCUUCAUUGAGGCCAGUGAUUGGCAAGGCAUCUCAAAUUUUGAGGCAACUCAAGAUCAAUCUUCUUGAUAUGGAAUGUGCCCUCCCUGAAGAGGCUGUGAGACCAUCCAAGGUGUCCAUAGAGAGGAGAGGGACCUGGCGUUCAUUCGUUAAAACUGCGGAGACAAUAUUUGAGAUGGUUCAGGCAACAAUUGUAUUGGAGGACAUGAUUAAGCCAGAGUAUUUGAGAAAUGGGUGGUGGUAUUGGUCAUCACUCUCAGCUGCUGCCAAGACUUCCACCUUGUCUUCGCUUGCCCUGCGAAUAUAUUCCCUAGAUGCUGCUAUUAUUUAUGAUAGAACUUCAUCAACUUUGGAUUCAGAUCAGUCUGUGACAGGCAGCAAACAAGAUCUCACACAGGGACCUGGUCUGGAUACAACUGAAAAAUCCAAAGCAGGCAGGAAAGCGAGCAAGAGAAGGAAAGAAUCAGAGGGUUGAUCCUGGAUUCCAUACCAUCCCUCAUGUCAUGGGGAAACUGAGCAACUGACCCAAGUUCUAACGGGAUUCAGCGAAGGGCAUGUGUUGUGAGAAUACAUUUGUAUAAACCACAAUGUGGUGUGUACCGGCUCUGGUAAUUGAGGACAGUUUUUGUGAGGCUGGAGUUGUUUCUGCUGCCAACCUCUUGUGGGUUUGUCUAGAGGUCAAGGCUUGACAUGCUAACUAGGAAGCCGGAUUGGCAAGCUGGUCCCAUUGUAAUGGCACGAGGGGGGGGUAUGGAAGCACCAGGAGGAAGUGAGGAACAACCAUAAGAGAAUGCAUCAAAUUUUGGACUGAUUUCUGCUGCAGCUUUUGGAGUUACUCGGAGGGGCAUCAACAGGAGGCACAUACAUAUAUACAAAAAAGAAUUGGCGUACCAAAAAAAAAAAAAAAAAGAAAGAAGAAGAAGAAGAAGAAGAAAGAAGAAAGAAGAAAGAAGAAGAAAGCUCAGCUGGUGUAGUCAGUAUUUCAUUCUUUAUUAACCCUUCCCGCCCUCUCUCUCUCUCUCUCUCUCUCUCUCUAGUUUUUUUUUUUGGCGGGUUGUUAGCUUUGUAAAGUAAAAGGAUGAAGGUGCAUUCUCAUGGUUUUCCUCACUGUUUGGUGCUCUGCUCAACCACCCCCUCCCCUGCUUUUUGUUUGCUAGGUUCUUGGCAGAUUGCCACCUGUGUAUACAGCAGCAUGAAGCUGCAUUUACCAUUUUUCA